Messenger RNA from Punica granatum (pomegranate), 1033 nucleotides. The record is from RefSeq and is a predicted model, not a curated record. NCBI's taxonomy places the organism in Eukaryota, Viridiplantae, Streptophyta, Magnoliopsida, Myrtales, Lythraceae.
AGUUCCAGAAUCUUCUUCUCCGUCAAGAAAAGAAAACCCUUACACAGAAAAUGGCAAAAGGGCUAAAAGUUUCUAGCAGCUUCUCCAUUUUCCUUCUUCAUCCCAUCUCGCUCUCUCUGUAUCCCGUUCAAACGCGGCAAUGGCGGACGAGCUGGCGCUGGACCUGGAGGAGCUGAGGCAGCUUCACAGCAUCGCGAAGCGCCCCCGUGUUCUCUCCCUCAUCUCUUCCGAAAUCGGAAAUCUGGAGAAGCUCUCAAGUGCAAGAGCUUCACAAGCUGCAGUUCCUACUCCGGCUAAGGUGCCUUCUGCUCCAUCUUUGAUAUACACUAGUCUUGGAUCUUUCAGCUGGGAUCAGGACAGCGACAAGCUCAAGAUUUACAUUCCCCUGGAGGGAGUUGAUCAGGAAAAGGUGCAAACUGAGUUUAAGCCGAUGUCGGUUGACAUUAAGAUCCAUGAUGUUCAAGGAAAGAACUAUCGGUGUGCGAUACCCAAGCUGCACAAGGAGAUUGUGCCUGAGAAAUGUAAGGUGUUGGUGAAGCCUACAAGGAUUGUUGUCACACUAGUCAAGGCUACAAAAGGGAACUGGCUAGAUCUACAUUUCAAAGAGGAUAAGCUGAAGCCAAGCGCUGACAAAGACAAAGACCCGAUGGCAGGAAUUAUGGAUCUGAUGAAGAACAUGUACGCGGAAGGGGAUGAAGAGAUGAAGCGGACCAUCGCAAAGGCAUGGACUGAUGCUAGAUCUGGAAAAGCAGCAGACCCACUGAAGGGAUUCCAAUGAGAUAUUAUGCCAGGCUUUGCAAAGCCUAGAAUUUUUCAAUGUGAGUUUGCCUUUCAUGUUUUAUUAUAGGGGGCGAAAAUCCUUUUGGAUUCUGCCAUUUGGUACUUGAGCUCAUUUUUGAGUGUUUCUUUUGCAUGGUUGGAAAUGUUGAACUGCUAUCUUGUAGUCUUUCGGUAGUGUAUUAACAGACCCUUGCUGUAAAAUUCCUGGGUUCAUCUUGGUAUGCUUUUAACUUUUGUUUGCGAUCUUACAUCA